CCAACCCCCUUUCGAAGGACAACGUAGGAUAAGAUGGCUAAGCGAACGGUCAAGGCCGGUAUCACCGGAAAGUACGGCGUCCGAUACGGUUCGUCGCUCCGUCGUCAGAUCAAGAAGAUCGAGAUCUCGCAGCACAGCCGAUACACCUGCACCUUCUGCGGCAAGGACAGCGUCAAGCGCAAGGCUGUCGGCAUCUGGGAGUGCAGGAGCUGCAACAAGGUCAUUGCUGGUGGUGCCUGGACCGUUUCGACGACUGCCGCGGCGACUGUUCGCAGCACCAUCCGUCGUCUUCGUGAGAUGACCGAGGCUUAAGGUCUUCGUCAUUGUCAAAAGGAAACGAAAAAAGCAGGGCUUGCGUCAAGCAGCUCCGCAUCCCACAUCCACACACUCAUACACAUUGUUCCUAUGGCACCCGUCCCACAUACGAUCUGGCAUAUGAUCUUGUAGCACCAUAACCAUUGGGGGAAGAGACGACCGAAGAGUGAGCACGGAGGGAAGAUUACAAGGAGAUUAUGAGAGAUGGAGAGUGGAGAUGAAGGAAGAUGAAAGAAACAGAAGAAAGAC
Messenger RNA from Acaromyces ingoldii, 564 nucleotides. Its product is annotated as putative RPL43B-60S large subunit ribosomal protein. The record is from RefSeq and is a predicted model, not a curated record. Lineage: Eukaryota; Fungi; Basidiomycota; Exobasidiomycetes; Exobasidiales; Cryptobasidiaceae. Gene Ontology annotation, biological process: translation. Gene Ontology annotation, cellular component: ribosome. Gene Ontology annotation, molecular function: structural constituent of ribosome. The transcript is spliced from 3 exons. Bases 34 to 312 code for a protein of 92 amino acids.